Oryza sativa Japonica Group (Japanese rice) is the source of this 999-nucleotide messenger RNA. RefSeq lists its product as uncharacterized. NCBI's taxonomy places the organism in Eukaryota, Viridiplantae, Streptophyta, Magnoliopsida, Poales, Poaceae. The record is from RefSeq and is a predicted model, not a curated record.
CUCUCAUCCUCGCGUCACCUGAACUAUAUAUAUAUGUGGACGUGUAUAUAUAGGCCGGUGAUCAAAUAGACAUUUACUCCGAUAUAUCGCGGUCGAUCGUUGUGAAAAAUGUCGGCCCUUGUCAGGUCCGUGGCGUCGCUCUACUGCCAGGGGCUCCGGCGAACCGUCCGCCUCGGCGGCGGCGCCACCGCGGGGACACCGGCGGCGCGAGCACCGGCGCUGGAUCAACGGAGGCCGUUCUUGUCCAGGGUGGAUCGCAUAGAGGCCACCACCGGCGGCGGCGGCGGCGGCGCGGCGGACACGGGAGGAUCACCGCGCCGGCAUGGCAAAGAAGGAACAGCCCCUCUCUUCACCUGGGCAAGAUUGGUCGUCGUCCUCGCCGCCAUGGCGCCGUUCUUGCAGUCCAAGUGGGCGACGCUUCUCCGAAUCCAAAGCGAGGUGGAGAUGGUGAAGGACGCGGCGGAGACGGCGGCGGAGGUGGUGGAGGAGGUGGCCGCGGCGGUGGAGAAGGCGUCGGCGGAGGUGGCGGAGGCGGAGCAGCUGCCGGAGCACGGGGCGCUGCGGCGGGCGGCGGCGCUGGUGGAGCGCGCGUCCAGGGAGGUCGCCGAGGAGGCUCAUCUCGCCCACGACAUCAUCCACAAGGUUGACGAAAUCGAAGAGGACGUGAAGACGAUGAUCGAGCCGAUUAUAGAUAAUCACAAGCAUGGCACAAGAGGCACCAUUAAGAAGCACUAAAUUUUCAGAGAACUCAACUUCAGCUCUGUACAAAUGUUCAGAUUGUUUGUGCAAAACCUCUUAGGUCUUUAGCCAAUAUUCGUCGAAUCGGUUAAUUCAAUUGUUAAUAUUCCCCUGUUAAGCAGAGCAACAAAUGGGAGAAGAAUUUAUCAAACUUUUUCAGAUAAUGUUCUACGAAAUUACUUCACUUAUCUUCUAUGAAGCAUGUAAUGAUAAUCAUUUCCGCUUGAAAAAAAACCCGAAUAAUAUCUCAUUUUCAAUCAA